Messenger RNA from Penicillium oxalicum, 2091 nucleotides. Its product is annotated as Sec1 family protein. The transcript has 4 exons. NCBI's taxonomy places the organism in Eukaryota, Fungi, Ascomycota, Eurotiomycetes, Eurotiales, Aspergillaceae. Gene Ontology annotation, biological process: vesicle-mediated transport; intracellular protein transport. Bases 1 to 2091 code for a protein of 696 amino acids. Gene Ontology annotation, cellular component: fungal-type vacuole; CORVET complex. The record is from RefSeq and is a predicted model, not a curated record.
AUGGCGCCCCUGGGAGACGCAGACUAUUGUAGAGACCAGGCUCGCCGGGCCCUCCUGGCUCUGCUAGAAGGCGCUCGUGGAAAGAAGAACAUCGUCAUCAGCCAGGAGCUGGCAGGUCCAGUCGGCUUGAUCGUCAAGUUCUCCGAACUUCAACAGUAUGGCGUAGACCGAGUCUUUCUGCUGGAGAAUGCCAAUGUGGACUCGUCGCAGAGUAAUGUUGUGUUCUUAGUGCGCGGCGAGAAAGCCCAUCAUGUGCGGACAGUCGCAGCGGUAGCAAUUCCCCACAUCAAGUUGAAGCUCAUUUAUUUGGCGCUCGGUUCCGUGUUUGACUAUCUUUGUGCUUCGCCGAAGUGCCAUCAGUGUGGGCUGACAGUUCCAUCGCCAGAGCAAAUCAAGCGUCUUCAAAACAACGGCAAUGUGGAACAUGAGUUCUCCAUCUUCUUCUCUCCCCGGCGUACCUUGGUCGGCAAUGCCGUCUUGGAAGAGGCGGGCAUUGUCGGUGAUGUUAACAUUGCUGAAUUUCCGCUCCAAUUCUUGCCACUUGAACAAGACAUCUUGUCACUGGAACUGGAUGAUGCUUUCGGAGAUCUGUACCUGCACAAGGACCCGGGAUGUAUCUUCCAUGCUGCCAAAGCUCUCAUGGGCAUUCAGCAGAGGCAUGGGUACUUUCCUCGCAUUAUUGGCAAGGGUGACAAUGCUCGCCGACUAGCAGACCUGCUCCUUCGAAUGCGCAAAGAGGUGGAUGCCGAAGAGAGCUCCGGACUUGCUGAUUCGCAUGCACGAGGUCUUCUGCCAAGUGCCGACACCGAGAGCUUGAUCAUCAUCGAUAGAGACGUGGACUUUGGAACCCCACUUCUCACGCAGUUGACCUACGAGGGACUCAUUGAUGAAUAUGUUGGCAUCAAAAACAAUCAGGCCGAUGUAGAUACGAGUAUCGUGGGACAGGCACCCGGUACUCAGGCCCAGGAGUCAUCGAAAACUCCGCAGCAAAUCAAGCAAGGUCUGAAGCGCAAGAUCCAGCUCGAUUCCACGGAUCAGCUGUUCAGUCAGCUACGAGAUGCAAAUUUUGCCAUUGUCGGCGAUCUCCUGAAUAAAGUCGCUCGCCGACUCGAGAACCAGUAUGAAACUCGGCACACAGCUCAGACCACAACCGAGCUCCGUGAAUUCGUCAACAAGUUACCGACUUAUCAGUUGGAACACCAGAGUCUUCGUGUGCACACCAACCUGGCCGAGGAAAUCAUGCGGCUGACCCGAACGGAGACAUUCCGGAAGAUACUCGAAGUACAACAGAACAACGCCGCUGGCGCGGAUCCGACAUACCAGCACGAAACCAUUGAAGAAUUAAUCUCCCGCGACAUUCCUUUGAAGAGCGUCUUGCGUCUUCUAUGUCUCGAAUCAUGCAUGGCUGGUGGGUUCCGCCCGCGUGAUCUGGAAAAUUUCAAACGACAAGUGGUGCAGGCAUAUGGUCAUCAGCACCUUCUGACCUUUUGGGCACUUGAAAAGAUGGAACUUUUGCAGCCUCGUUCCUCUGCAACAGCCAUACUUCUACCCACGUCCGGUUCACAAGCUGGCUCAAAGACAAAUUACGGAUAUUUGCGCAAAAAUCUCAGACUGGUAAUCGAGGAGGUGAGCGAGAAGGAGCCCGAUGAUAUCUCAUAUGUUUACAGUGGGUUUGCCCCGCUCAGCGUUCGUUUGGUUCAAUGCGUGCUCCAGAAACAGUACGUGAUCGCAUUGGCAAAGGGUGGAACUCCUGCUACAUCGAUGAAUAAUGCUGGUCCAGCCCCGCCUGGCUGGCUCGGCUUUGAGGAUAUUGUGAAAAGCGCUCGAGGGUCAACCUUUAACAUUGUACAAAAGGGAGAUGACAAGGCCGUUCGAGCUCGACAGACCCUCAGCGGGAAUUCGGCCACGAAGACGGUAUACGUCUUCUUUCUAGGCGGAAUCACUUUCACAGAGAUUGCGGCUCUACGAUUUAUUGCUGCCCAGGAAGCGCCAAAGCGCAAAAUCAUGAUUUGCACCACCGGAAUCAUCAACGGUGAUCGUAUGAUGGAAGCUGCUAUUGAGAAAGGCAGUUUUGCAAAUACUACGAAGUAG